This is a messenger RNA of Onychostruthus taczanowskii (white-rumped snowfinch), 1025 nucleotides long. RefSeq names its product proline-rich proteoglycan 2-like. The record is from RefSeq and is a predicted model, not a curated record. The coding region runs from base 40 to 639 and encodes 199 amino acids. The transcript has 2 exons. NCBI's taxonomy places the organism in Eukaryota, Metazoa, Chordata, Aves, Passeriformes, Passeridae.
GCCGGAGGAGCGACGGACGGCCCGCCCCGGGCUGCGGCCAUGGACUGCGCUUGCCCGGGGAUGGGAGAAAUCGCCCCCCCCUCCGAGAAGCUGGACCCAGGGGCGGGCGAAGGCGCCCCCACCGCAGCCAGGGGGGACAUGGUGGACACGCCACAGUGCGGACACAGAAUCGUCAUGGAAUCAGAGUCAAACAGAGGCGGUAGCAGGUCCCGUGACUGCCCGCCAUCCCCAAGCGCCGGGAAGGCACACAGGGAGGGAGGGUCCCCCCCGUCCUGCCGGCCGUGUGGGGCGGGGCGGGGCGAGGGCGGCCCUCCGGCUCUACCGAGCCCCCAGAUGCCCGCGGGGCACCCCCCGCCGGGCUCGGGACCAGCUGGCCAGGAGCCCAAUCCACCUCGGGGGAAGAGACAUCGCCCUCCGAGGCGGAGCUGCCCCCCAGCUCUCCCUCCCGGGGUGGGGGAGAGGCUCCUGCGUCAUACAGAAAAUCAGACUCCCCCUCCUCCACAUCUGAGACAGAAGGGGUCCCCAGGGAACCCCGAGAGCCAUAACGAGGAGACCCCCGCCAAACGUCACUCAACUUUUGCCAGUGCACCAUCAGCGAUCUCACAUCCACCGAACAAUCAUCAAAGAGAGCAACCAUGAGACGAUCCCCCACGCGAGACCACACUUCCCUAGAAAGCGCCUCCAAAGGGUCCGAAAAAAAACCUUGCUCUCUGGCCCACAGAAACAAACUCUCAAACGCACUCCAGGAAAGGGAAACUCCUCUCCAAUCGAGGAGAACUUUCCAGAGAUCUAAAAUAACAGAAUCAUCCGAGGAACUCACAGAGGCUGCCAUCUCUCAAAAGAGCAGCAGGCAACGCCAAGCAAACAAGGGGGGGGAAAGGAUACAACCUCACCCAGCAAGGCCGCACGACACCGGAGGUCUCAAGUUCACACGAAGGGGUUCACCAGUUGUUGUGAUAAGGCAUGAAAUGAUGACACAGACACUGCUGCUCUCGAGGGGAACAAAAAAGAAGAAAGCUUUAUUU